CUCUAAAUAUAACUGUCCUUCUUCUUCCUAGUAUCAGGCGUGCGUGAGAACUACGUCGUCGUGAAGUUCAAGCAACUGCACGCGAUAAAUACACACAAAAAUCAGCGGACAGCAGAAUUCGAACUUUCAGAAGCUUCCGCAGAAGAAGCUUCUCAGAGUAACAAAACGACCCCGCUUACCUCGGUGUUUCCCAUCGCCGAAGAAAAUGUCCCAAGAUAUCUACUCUGAGCGCCCCUUGUUCGGCGGCGCCAUCACUAGCACUUUCCCUCUCAGAUUCGAGGAUGUGAGCAACAUUCGGCAAGUUCCCGAUCACCAGGAGGCUUUUGUGGACCCUGCCCGAGAUGAAAGCUUGAUCUUUGAGCUCUUGGAAUUGAAGCAUGAAGUCGGCGACAAUGGAAGCGCCAACUGGUUUCUUCAGGACCUUGCCACUGAGCAAGAUGCUGACGGGAGCAUGGUGAUCGAGCAGUCUGGCGUAAUGGAGGCCCCCAGAUUGUGUUAUAGAAACACACCUGCUGUUGUUACGACUGCUGUUGGCCAAAUGGCAAUUUCGAAAGGGCGGCAAGGAAGGGAAGCGCAAAAUAUUGUGAGGGUCUAUGUAGCAAAUUUGCGCCUUAAGGAAGUUAAUACAGAUGUGCUGAUUACUGCAUAUGAGCCCGUUCAUAUAAAUCCUUUGAGCGAAAGUGCAAACACCGUGGGGGCUGGUUUUGCUGUUCCUGCAGUACAAUCCGGGCAUAUGCCAGUGGCCGAGGUCUUUAAACUCGCCGUCUCUAGCUUCAGGGUCAAUGACUGGAAUCUUUUUGGUUCUGUUGCCUGAGAUGUAUUGUGUGUUCAUAUCAGCAGUAAUUUACUUUUUUAAGAUAAGGUGAAACUCUAAGCUACGAAAAGCUGGGUUUUUGGAAGAGGCAUGGGUUUUGUAGUUUGAUAUCUUUGCCCUUUUCGGCUUCUAUGAAUUCAAGUUUUCUUCCGAUCCA
Messenger RNA from Pyrus x bretschneideri (Chinese white pear), 971 nucleotides. RefSeq names its product ran guanine nucleotide release factor-like. Gene Ontology annotation, molecular function: guanyl-nucleotide exchange factor activity; small GTPase binding. Gene Ontology annotation, biological process: protein import into nucleus. The coding region runs from base 206 to 814 and encodes 202 amino acids. The record is from RefSeq and is a predicted model, not a curated record. NCBI's taxonomy places the organism in Eukaryota, Viridiplantae, Streptophyta, Magnoliopsida, Rosales, Rosaceae. The transcript is spliced from 8 exons. Gene Ontology annotation, cellular component: nucleus.